This is a messenger RNA of Sitodiplosis mosellana (orange wheat blossom midge), 601 nucleotides long. RefSeq lists its product as uncharacterized. Gene Ontology annotation, molecular function: nucleic acid binding. The record is from RefSeq and is a predicted model, not a curated record. The transcript has a single exon. Gene Ontology annotation, biological process: DNA integration. NCBI's taxonomy places the organism in Eukaryota, Metazoa, Arthropoda, Insecta, Diptera, Cecidomyiidae. The annotation marks the transcript as partial.
AUGGUAAAACCAUUCACGAUUUCGGGAACCGAUUUUCGUGGACCAUUCAUGAUGCAAAUGUCUAACAACGGCAGAUUAAAAACUACCAAAGGCUAUGUAGCAAUUUUCAUAUGUUUUUCAACAAGAGCAGUUCAUUUAGAAGCUGUAUCUGACUUAAACGCUGCGGCCUUUGUAGCAGCAUUCAGAAGAUUUAUAUCUCGAAGAGGAAAUAUUGCCAAACUAUACAGUGAUAAUGGCGGAAAUUUUGUGAAAGCUAAAACGAUAUUCGAAUUAGAAACAUCACAAGCGAUUUCUGAAUUCAAUGAGGAAAUUAAACGUGAAUUGGCAAAUUUAUCAACAAAAUUUUAUUUUAAUCCACCUGCGGCACCAUGGUUUGGUGGCUUAUGGGAACGAAAUAUAGGUUCAAUAAAACAUCAUUUUAAACGAGUUGUGGGAGAUCGCAUUUUGUCAUAUGAAGAAAUGACAACAGUCUUAACUCAAAUAGAAGCUUGUUUCAAUUCAAGACCAUUAUGUGCCAUGAAUGAGAAUCCAGAUGACAUGACAAUACUUACACCUGGUCACUUUUUGAUCGGUAGUGCGCUAACAGCACCCGUAGGCCCAA